This is a messenger RNA of Zophobas morio, 756 nucleotides long. RefSeq names its product zinc finger protein 142-like. The transcript has a single exon. The coding region runs from base 1 to 756 and encodes 251 amino acids. Gene Ontology annotation, molecular function: DNA-binding transcription factor activity, RNA polymerase II-specific; RNA polymerase II transcription regulatory region sequence-specific DNA binding. The record is from RefSeq and is a predicted model, not a curated record. NCBI's taxonomy places the organism in Eukaryota, Metazoa, Arthropoda, Insecta, Coleoptera, Tenebrionidae. Gene Ontology annotation, biological process: regulation of transcription by RNA polymerase II.
AUGGAAGCUCAUCACUGUACAGAUUGUGAUUUUAGGACGGAACUGCCACUUGUGCUUAAACAACACAUUAAUAAACAUCACGGCCCUAAGAGAGAUUCUAGUGAAGAAACAUCUAGUGAGGAAACAUCUAGCAUAGAAAACUACAGUUCCGCCAUAUAUUACUUUGAGCCAAACCUGUCGUUAAAGUCGUUUCAGCAUACUUCAACAUGCACAGAAACUAAAGAAAAUCUUCAAAGUGUGAAUUCCUUGAAAGAGAGUGCCACAUACAAUUCCGACAUCAAGCAAACUGACGAAAUACUGUAUUAUUGUGCCGAAUGUCCCUACAAAUGUAAAGCCAAAGGAUAUUUAAAUAAACACAUUAAGGCUUUCCAUUCGCACCGUUGGUAUGCAUGCGACAAGUGUCCAUAUAAAAGUAGAUGGACAGGAAAUCUAAAAGUCCACAUAAAUACAGUCCACUUAGAUGAACAUGAAGUUAAAUGGUACAAGUGCCAAAAGUGUCCAUUCAAGACCAAAACAAAAUCGAAUUUAAACCAACACAUAAUUGCGAGACAUUUAGACGACGCAAAAAUUAAGUGGUACGAAUGUCAAAACUGUUCGUACAGAGCCAAAACGGCGAAAGAUUUAAGAAGUCAUACAAUUUAUAAUCAUUUGGAUGAUGAAGAAAUUAAGUGGUACCACUGCGAAAGCUGUUCAUUCAAAGCUAAAACAAAAAGUGAUUUAAGACGGCAUGUUAAAAUUCAUUUGAAAAGCAAAUAG